AUGAUAUACGAUUAUAACUCAACUGAAGAGGUUUAGGUUUUAGAAGAAAAGUUAAAGUCUUAUCAAUUCCCUUAUUGCUCCAAAGGUGGUGAUCACACAGCACAUUAACUUAAUAAAUUCUGUAUUGAUACUAAGUGCAGAAAAGAUCAAAUUCUUGAACCUCAUUGCAUUAUUUGUGAAGAAUACAGAACUCACAACACCCCAACCCACGUUACUAAGCCUUUAAAGUUGGCCAUCAGAGAUUUGAUUACUUAAGUAUGUGAAACAGAAGAAGACAAAAAAGUGGAAGAUGAAAUCGAAAUUAACCUAUUGAAAAUUGCUUAAGAUUACAAGGCUUUAGCAGAUAAACUUUAUAAGCUUUCAGAUGAUGCCUAUGCAAGUUUAGACAUUUAUCGUUUAACUAUGAGCAAAGAAAGCCCUAAGAAGAGAGAAGUCAGAUAGAUUCUUUAUGAGCUACUUUCAAAUGAAUAGGAAACCAAUUUAAGAACAUGCUUGAAAAAGCUUGUUCCUUUGACUAUGAUAGACAGAGGAACAUUGAUAGUUACAGAUGAAGUAAAUAUGUCAAUAAAAAGAGCUGUUGAAUCUAAUAGCGAUAAGUAUAUUUAAAUUAUGCGUGACUCACUUCGUAGACUUUCUUAGUUAACUGAGAGUCUCUUAGAAAUCAGCAUCCUUGAAGGUUAUGAAGAAAUGAAUGGCAAUCUCAAAGCAGAAGAUAUGGACGGUUAUGAAACAUUCAAUAGUACCACAUAGAAUGGUAAUGGUGCUUAAUAACAAUCAAACGGAGCUUCUUCUCCUGAUAAAAAUCAGACUUAAAAGAGAGAAAGAAGAAAAAAAAAUCUAGAAGAAAAAAGAGUAUUCUUAGAAAAGGAAAUAGAAUAGCAUAUAGUCAAAUGCAAUAAUAAAAAUUGCGAAGAAGUAAAGCCGAACAAAGGAAUAGGUUCGUGGAGAAUUACAGAUUGCUAUUAUGGUAGAAAACUUAAUGAGGAAUGGUUAAAAGUGUUAAAUCAUCUUCAAUAUGAAGCACAUUGA
Messenger RNA from Tetrahymena thermophila SB210, 1029 nucleotides. RefSeq lists its product as hypothetical. The record is from RefSeq and is a predicted model, not a curated record. Lineage: Eukaryota; Ciliophora; Oligohymenophorea; Hymenostomatida; Tetrahymenidae. The transcript has 3 exons.